AUGUCGCUGAAUAGCUACGUCGAAAAAAGAGUCUGCAUCAUCACCACCGACGGGCGCAACUUAGUCGGCGUGCUCUCGGCACAUGACCACACCACCAACCUGGUCCUGAAAGACACAGUCGAGCGAGUUAUCCGCUCACCGGACGAUGGCGAGCCCUCGGCUGAGGUGCCACUGGGCCUUUACAUCAUCCGCGGGGAGAAUGUGUGCCUGGUGGGGCUGGUCGAUGAGGCGCUUGACCGGAGCAUCAACUGGGCCGAGGUGAAGGGCGCCGUCAUCGGGACCACGAAGCAUUGA
Canariomyces notabilis is the source of this 294-nucleotide messenger RNA. RefSeq names its product Sm-like ribonucleoprotein. The coding region runs from base 1 to 294 and encodes 97 amino acids. The transcript has 3 exons. Gene Ontology annotation, biological process: mRNA splicing, via spliceosome. The record is from RefSeq and is a predicted model, not a curated record. Lineage: Eukaryota; Fungi; Ascomycota; Sordariomycetes; Sordariales; Chaetomiaceae. Gene Ontology annotation, cellular component: U4/U6 x U5 tri-snRNP complex; U6 snRNP; precatalytic spliceosome. Gene Ontology annotation, molecular function: RNA binding.